Molecule: messenger RNA, 2832 nt
Organism: Diatraea saccharalis (sugarcane borer)
Lineage: Eukaryota; Metazoa; Arthropoda; Insecta; Lepidoptera; Crambidae
Source: the annotation of a GenBank genome assembly
GACUGUUUCUGUAACAAUUUCAAAGUUUUUGCUGCCAACAAGUUUAAAAUAGAAUACCUACCUAGGUAAGCGUUUGUUCCAAUUGAAAAACAUUAACUUUGUAACUAGUUUGUAAAAUGUUACUAGUUUUAAUAGGUAUAGAGAAUGUAAACUGAAGAUUCUGUAUUUAAUAAUUUUAUUGCAAGUAGCGAUCUCAGAAUGUCAAUGAAACAUUUUCAGUCUUUAAUUACGCGCAAAAUAAAGAAAGUAAUGUAACAAAUUAGUCUUACGGACCGCUUUUGAGUACCCUCAAAAUAGUGUGUCUAUAAUUAUUGAGUAUUGUUGUUGUGGGAUGCAUGUGAUGCCAGAAGCGACAACAGACAGGUGGGAGCGGGUAACGGGCAACAGUGCGUUUAUGUAACGCGAGGGCGCCCGGUACGCGCGCGGCAGUGUUCAGCCGACCGACCGCCGCGACGAGCUGCCCUGCCCGGCCCGCACCAUGGAUGCCGGCCCGCCCGGCCCAGCGCCCCACCAUUCCGGCUUCGGUGCCUUCUGCAACGCCAUCUCUGACACGCUCACGGGAAUGGCAACUACUUCAAGAAGUAGAAGAAAGCAGGAAGAUGAGAAGAAGAGUAAGAAAAAACAAUCACCGGUGGAUGAGAGGCCCACGGUGCCGGCGCCCAGUGAGGCAAUGCUCAACAAUCUCCGUACAGCGUUCGGUCUACUUGACCGGGAUAGCGACGGUCACGUGACACCAGAGGAGUUGCAGUUUAUGCUGCGGAACCUUGGUAUUGAAGUUAGCGAUGACCUCAUAUCGGAACUUAUCAAAGAUGCCAGUAAAACUGGGAACGGGUUAAUAGACGAAAAUGAUUUCAUGCAAUGGGUGACGAAGAUACAGGCGUUACAAGGGAUGGAUGUCAGUAAUAGUGGAGGGGACACCGAAGAAGAAAUCACCAGAGACCUGUUAGCAGCGUUCAAAGUAUUCGACCGUGAUGACAACGGGUACAUAACACGGGACGAGUUGCGAUCGGCGCUGGAGAUGAUCGGUGAGCCGGUGACCGAUGCGCAGCUCAAUCAGGUGCUGGCACUCGGCGACAUUGACCACGACGGUCGUAUCGACUAUGAAGGUAUAUACUUAUAUUGAUAAUAAAACUAUAUAAAUAGGUUUUACUGUCGUCAAAACCUCAUUAGAUGUAAUAAUAAUGUAUUAAAGACAAGUGGUCGUAGAGCCGACAGUAUUCGUGACUGAUAAGAUCUGUACCAAUAACGUAGCUUCUGCUAUAAUCACGUUAUUUGAGCUUGGGUAUAAAUAAAACUGCGAAUCGCAAUUUCGUUCGGCAAUUGGUGUCCGUCCCUUCAUAAUUCUGAUGUGAAUCAAUUGGCUUGACUUCUUGCCAACUUGCGAUCUCUCAGAUUUUCAUAAUACUACGUCGCAUCACAGUUUUAUUUUGAAGCCCUUAACCUAGAAUAAAUUGCUAUAUAUACAGUAAUAUAAUUCUAAUAACUAAUACAUUGAAAAUGCUACAAUUCGUACAGACACAGGUUGGCAGAUAAUACGCAUCGCUAGAGAACUCUUCCAAUCAGGUAUAUUUGAUAUGAAAGACAGUAACUAAUAUAACAAUUUGUAUAUUAAUCCGUAAAUAAUAAAUAUCUAUGAGUUAUGUUUUUACAUCUAGAUUAGAUAUAUUUAUUGAAAUACAUAAAGCAUAGGUAAAUAAUAUAAUAAUAUCAAAGAUUACUUACUUCAGUUAUUAAUUUAUGAUGUAUAUAAAAUUUAUUAUUUAAUUAAUAACUAAUGUAGGAUUAAUAAUAAAAAUAAAAUUGAAACUCCACUUGAUGAUGAAGUAUACAUAAUUUGUAUUUUGGCUACAUGAAUAACAUUACUAGAUAAUGUUCAAAGAAACCAUAAUUUACGCGGAGCUCAAAUCCUACAUUGGAAUAAAUUAUUUCGAUUGUAGUUAAACGAACAUGAAGCUAAUACUAGUUUAUGAACGCUUAGGUAUAUAAAUAUGAGAACAGAUCAAAUUAUCGUGAAACAAGAGAAUGACAUCUGACUUAAAAAUAUUGUGUUAUAAUAAUAAGAAAUACGUCAGUACACUAAUGUACUCGAUUGCAAAGUUAUUUUAAUUAAUAAGCCAUAUGAUUGCAAUUAAUAAGGUUGUGAACAGUAAUUUAUUUAUCGUGCACAGAUAAAUUUUAUCAGCGCUUUCAAAGUUUUUUUUAAGAACAAUCAAACGUGUAUUAUAGAGUAAUUAAGUAUUUAUAUACUGUUGUUGUUGUUUUUAUUUGUGUCUUUACAAAUGUAAAUAUUAAUAAGAUAUUUAUCAACUACAUGAUAUUUAAAAUGUAGUGUUGUAGUAUUAAAAUUCCGUCUGUUACAUAUAAUAUAUAAAAUAUUUAAAAUAAAGAGAGAUUAUAAGUUCUAGAACUGGAUAUGGAAUCUGUGACAUCAACUAUAUUAAAGAUAUUUUUAAAUCGUAUUAUAAACAAUUUAAACUACUUUAAAUCUUAAGCAAACAGUGAUGCAAACUAGUAAGAUCUCGGAUUUUAUCAAUACUUAGGUGAAAUUUACAUUUGUAAUUGACCCAAAUAGCAUGUUAGUAGUAGUCAUUGAGCCUUUGAAAGGCAAGUGAUUUGGAAUGAAAGUGAUUUAAUAAAAACAUGAAUUUGUUAUUUAUUUUCAUUGUUGUUUUACUGGUUAUCAAACUCAUUUAUAUCAUUACCCAUCAUAUCUUAUCUUAAAUCUAUAAUCAAUCUUGCUAUUGAAGUUAUUAAUUUAUUUUAUUCAACCAGGCUAUUAGUGCAAUAUUCUGUGCCAUAGGACCAGACACAAAGUGAGAAAAAGAAUAUUAA